Molecule: messenger RNA, 2129 nt
Organism: Oncorhynchus keta (chum salmon)
Lineage: Eukaryota; Metazoa; Chordata; Actinopteri; Salmoniformes; Salmonidae
Product: ras-related protein Rab-4A-like
Exons: 8
Coding region: 155-796 (213 amino acids)
Biological process (GO): regulation of endocytosis; Rab protein signal transduction
Cellular component (GO): postsynaptic recycling endosome
Molecular function (GO): GTPase activity; GTP binding
Source: RefSeq, a predicted model, not a curated record
GUUCUACGGGAAGUGAGAGUGAAAAUCCAGUAGGAUUCACGGAUAUCAUUAGGGAUUUUCCUUCAAUUAUUAUUUUUAUUUCGAAGCUGCUUUGCCUCAAGAAAAACAAGUGGACAUAACUAUUUUAACUAGAUAACAAAACACAACCCUGGCCAUGUCUGAGACAUACGACUUCCUGUUCAAAUUCCUAGUGAUUGGGAAUGCCGGAACUGGAAAAUCAUGUCUUCUUCACCAGUUUAUUGAGAAGAGAUUCAAAGACGAUUCGAAUCACACCAUUGGAGUGGAGUUUGGCUCAAAGAUAAUCAAUGUGGGGAACAAAUAUGUCAAACUCCAAAUCUGGGACACUGCAGGACAAGAAAGAUUCAGAUCUGUGACGCGGAGUUACUACAGAGGCGCUGCAGGAGCGCUGCUUGUGUAUGACAUCACCAGCCGGGAAACCUACAACGCCCUGACCAACUGGCUGACAGACGCCAGGAUGCUGGCCAGCCAAAACAUUGUCAUCAUCCUGUGUGGUAACAAGAAGGACUUGGAUGCAGACAGGGAGGUCACCUUUCUGGAGGCGUCUCGCUUUGCUCAGGAAAAUGAGCUGAUGUUUCUGGAGACCAGUGCUCUGACAGGGGAGAACGUGGAGGAGGCCUUUGUGCAGUGUGCUAGGAAAAUUCUCAACAAGAUAGAGUCGGGAGAGUUGGACCCGGAGCGGAUGGGAUCAGGGAUCCAGUACGGAGACGCGGCGCUGCGACAGCUGCGCUCCCCUCGCAGGGGACAGGCCGAGAGCGCCCAGGAAUGUGGCUGUUAGUGAACAAGCUCAGUGUGCCCAGAUCCAAGGCAGGUUGUUGAAGACUCAGAUGACAGAUGUAGGGAACAUGAUACAUCGUGGCGGAGCAACUCUUCCCUGACCUUUUUCUAACUUCCCAACUUCCGGAUGUUCCAUCAGUGAUCCAUAGAGAGUCCCGGAUUUUUGGCCCCAAUCUGGAAUGCUGAGCUUGUUCCUGGACCCCUCAGACACAGGCAGAGAUGCCCCUGUUCCAAUCUCCUCUAAGAGUGGACCAAGCCCUUCAAUCAUCUAGGCUGUAUUCGUAAUGCGUCUCUAAGUCGGAGUGCUGAUAUUAUUUAUUUUUCCUCUUAGAUCAUAAUGAAUAAGACAACAUGGACAAGGGGACCUGAUCCUCGAUCAGCACACUUAAUCAGAGACGCUAAAUGAUUACGGGCCCUGGAAUUUUACUUACACCCCUGUACUGCUGCCCUAUCCCUACCCACAGCAUCUUGCAUUAUGUACAGUACUAUCUGUAUAAAGAAUAUAUCAUUUAAGUACCUCAAAGCAUGUUUUAUGGACUGAAUAUCACAGUAUUUCAUUAUUAGCUGAAGAAUAAUCUAUCAAUUAUGACAUCACAUUUCCUUUGUCAUGUUACGGUGAGAAUUAUCAAUUAGCACUGUCUCAUGCCUGCUGGUGUCAUCGACCUGUUGUUUGUCAUGUUACGGUGAGAAUUAUCAAUUAGCACUGUCUCAUGCCUGCUGGUUUCAUCGACCUGUUGUUUGUCAUGUUACGGUGAGAAUUAUCAAUCAGCACUGUCUCAUGCCUGCUGGUUUCAUCGACCUGUUGUUUGUCAUGUUACGGUGAGAAUUAUCAAUCAGCACUGUCUCAUGCCUGCUGGUUUCAUCGACCUGUUGUUUGUCAUGUUACGGUGAGAAUUAUCAAUCAGCACUGUCUCAUGCCUGCUGGUUUCAUCGACCUGUUGUUUGUCAUGUUACGGUGAGAAUUAUCAAUCAGCACUGUCUCAUGCCUGCUGGUGUCAUCGACCUGUUGUUUGUCAUGUUACGGUGAGAAUUAUCAAUCAGCACUGUCUCAUGCCUGCUGGUGUCAUCGACCUGUUGUUUGUCAUGUUACGGUGAGAAUUAUCAAUCAGCACUGUCUCAUGCCUGCUGGUUUCAUCGACCUGUUGUUUGUCAUGUUACGGUGAGAAUUAUCAAUCAGCACUGUCUCAUGCCUGCCAUUCCAUUGACCUGUUUGUCAUGUUCUUUGUGUUGAUAUUAUUAGUUGUUUUCCCUAAUUGUUAUGACUCAUGCUUUUAAAAAUGUAUUCUCAAUAAUAUAGCUACUCUUUUUUUUUUUAAUAAAGUAUAUCAAAAUUG